AAUGUUGAGGUGCCAUCUGCUUACUAGGAAUGGACCUUCUUGCAGGCUGGGUUUGCUGGUCUGGCCUGGUCAUGGUAGGCAUAGCAGUGAACCUUGGCUCUAUGCUGUCCGUGAAGACCCCAAGAAAGGGUUAGACUUGCUGUGGGCGAUGAAACCAGAUGCCGCAAACAGUUCUCAGGAUGUUCCCAUCUCACAGCUGCUCCUGAACCUCCUCCCAGUAGUCACUUGGAUAUAGGUGGAGAACCUCAGCGUACUUUCAGCACAUCCCUGCGCUGCUGGGAAGCCAGACUUUGGAGAACAUUGCCAUCGCCUCCUUGCUCUUUUAUGGAUGUAACACUGUGUGUUCUUUGUCAUGAGGCUGGAGCUGUCCUUCAUCAGCUUUAAAGAAGAAUGUCCCUGCUUGUCUGACAAGGUGCUGUGGCUUGUCCCUCAGAUUCCCCAGCUCGACAAGUCCUUACUCAUCCACUUGUUUGGAGGAUGGAUUUCAUGAGACCCCCUCCAAGCUGCAUGAGGAUAUUUCUUGGCUUGUGAAGGCAGGAGAGUAAGAGCUCCAGGUGACGGGGCUCCCGGAGGUGUGCCUGAGCAGGGCUGGGUGCUCCACUCCUAUAGCAGAGCCCAGAGGCACCUGUACAAGACUGAGGCGUGUCGGAAAACCUGAUGCCUCACCUCUGCCAAUGUGGAGGCGGAGGGAGGAGGGCCAAAAGACAUGUCCCUUCACGCUCGCAACAGCUGAAAACAGAGAAGGAAACUCUCUGGAGCCUUUUUUACCAGCGCAGGAGGCCUCACAGUCGCGCUCUCACCCCAGAGACCCUCCCGUACUCCAGUACUCUGGGGGGGUGGCACUCCCACACCCGUCGGGCGAUGAACAUCACAAGGAGAAGAGGCUUUUACAGACAGGAGGUGAACAACACCCUCUGGGAGCUGCCCAGGAGAUACACGUCCCUCCACCCUCUGGGGUCUGGAGCCUACGGCUCAGUGUGUUCAGCCAUAGACAAGAAGACAGGGGAGAAAGUGGCUAUCAAGAAGCUCUGCCGCCCAUUCCAGUCAGAGAUCUUUGCCAAGAGAGCAUACAGAGAGCUGAUGCUGUUGAAGCACAUGCAACAUGAGAACGUCAUUGGGCUGCUUGAUGUCUUUACCUCCACUGCUUCCUACCAGGGGUUCCAGGACUUCUACCUGGUGAUGCCAUACAUGCGGACAGAUUUACAAAAGAUCAUGGGACAUGAAUUCAGUGACGAAAAGAUCCAGUACCUGGUCUACCAAAUGUUGAAAGGGCUGAAGUAUAUUCAUUCAGCCGGCAUCAUACACAGGGACCUGAAGCCAAGUAACCUGGCUGUGAAUGAAGACUGUCAGCUAAAGAUUUUGGAUUUUGGCUUGGCCAGACAUGCUGAUGCUGAAAUGACUGGCUAUGUGGUUACACGAUGGUACAGAGCCCCAGAAGUCAUCCUGAACUGGAUGCAUUACAACCAGACAGUGGAUAUCUGGUCUAUUGGCUGUAUCAUGGCAGAAAUGCUGACUGGGAAAACGCUGUUUAAAGGCAAAGACUACCUGGAUCAACUGACUCAGAUCCUGAAAGUAACGGGGCAUCCAGGAGAAGACUUCUUGGAGAAGUUGGAGGAUAAAGCGGCUAAGAGUUAUAUCAAGUCCCUUCCUAAAAUCCCCAAGAAAGAUUUGUCUGUGCUUUUCCCUAAAGCAAAUCCUCAGGCUGUGGACCUGCUUGACAAGAUGUUGCAGCUUGAUGUGGAAAAGCGCCUUACAGCCACAGAGGCAUUGGCUCACCCCUUUUUCGACCAGUUCCGAGAUGUUGAGGAGGAGACAGAAGCACAACAGUCCUAUGAUGAUUCUCUGGAACAUGAAAAGCUUUCAAUAGAUGAGUGGAAAAAGCUUAUUUACAAGGAGAUCUUGUCCUUCAGUCCCAUUGCACGGAAGGAUUCCAAGAAGCAAAGUGGGAUGUCAUUAUAGUGACUGAUGCAGCUGUGGCUGGGAUUCACUUCUCCUCGACGACAGAUGGGAUUUAUUCCACGCUGCCUUGCUGGUGGCUAUCGUUUGGCCUGUGGGACUUCUCUGUGUGCCAACACAAGGAUGGCACUAUGCUGUGGAUAUUGAACUUUGUUCUACCAAAAGGGAAGCACUCCAGACAGUUUUCAACAUAAAAGAUAAAUAUAUUCUUGUUGAAACUU
Molecule: messenger RNA, 2177 nt
Organism: Corapipo altera (White-ruffed manakin)
Lineage: Eukaryota; Metazoa; Chordata; Aves; Passeriformes; Pipridae
Gene: MAPK13
Product: mitogen-activated protein kinase 13
Exons: 12
Coding region: 658-1959 (433 amino acids)
Biological process (GO): protein phosphorylation; MAPK cascade
Cellular component (GO): cytoplasm; nucleus
Molecular function (GO): MAP kinase activity; ATP binding
Source: RefSeq, a predicted model, not a curated record